Molecule: messenger RNA, 5092 nt
Organism: Mizuhopecten yessoensis (Yesso scallop)
Lineage: Eukaryota; Metazoa; Mollusca; Bivalvia; Pectinida; Pectinidae
Product: tetratricopeptide repeat protein 25-like
Exons: 12
Coding region: 696-3473 (925 amino acids)
Cellular component (GO): cytoplasm
Molecular function (GO): protein binding
Source: RefSeq, a predicted model, not a curated record
ACAUGUACCCCGUUUGAUCGCACAACCGACCAGUUACCCAUUGUGAGUAGGGUAAUUUAAUGACUGAUUAUGUGUACUUAUUAAUCGUCCUGCUCACAGGUAACUAAUACAGGUUCUAGUAAACCGGUAUUAAUGAGUGCGUUUCUUUUGUUUUAAAAUUUGGUUAAUGUGUUUUUCUACAGAUUUUAAUUUAUCCCCGAGUUGAUCCUGUGUAUACAUAGUAACAGAGGGAGUACGACCGGAGCGCUGGACGCUACGGAUUGACCUCAAGUGUCCGCUGAAGCUGACCACAGCAGUGAUUGACCACAAUUGGCCAUUGACCGCUUCCGGCUCCCUAUCAGCACGAGCGUUGGCAUGCGCAGAGAGGAGCGUUUUCGAGAAUCAAAUUGAGAGACUUGGAUGAUUCACACUGCAACAAAAAGACGAGGUAGUAAUUUGUAAAGAUGGAACCUCAUUUACCCAUUUACGGUGUAACACAUCUGGAAGUUCGGAUUCUUAGUCUGUGAUUUUAAUAUCUCAAUCAAAAUGUGACGCUUUUAUGCGCUAGCUUGGAUUUUCCUAGCACCGACGACUGUCGUGAUUAGUUUGAUGUGACAGUUAUUGCAAUAUUUGGUGGUGGUAGUUCGUUUAUUUUAGAAAUAUUGUUUUUCUUUUGUAACAAACAUUUGAGCUAUAAACGAGUAAACGUUAUCAUAAUGACCGUGACCCUGCUCGGACACCGGGCUUCCUCGCCGAAACCUAGCAACCAUUCCAGGAACCUACGCAAGUUACAGCACAACUUCAAUGACGCGCACAUACCCCGAUCGGGUAGAAUGCUUCCGGUGCCACCAUGUAAACCACCGGAAGCUCAAACUGGUGCCCGCCAAACACGUGCCUUGCCUCGAGUUCCCCGACCCACGGGGACGUCGGUCAACUCGAUAUCAGUGAACAUCCUCAGUAGUACCGAUACGGUUGCUCUCCAUGGCCGUGACGUCAACCCUGCUGCAGUUCCCACUCUUCCCCGGCAUCCACGUCAGCUUCCGAAAGUGCCAGCCGCAGGCGGCAAGGCGCAGGAGCGGAAGCAGUACAUGUUAGAGAUGUACCGUGGGGAGGGUGAUAAGUUUAUGGGGGAAGCGGAGUACGAAAAUGCCAUGGAUUCCUACAGCUCAGCGCUGAAACUUGUUCCGGACAACACGGAGACUUUCGUCGCCAGGUCACGCUGCAAUCAGCUGCUGGGCCGGAACCGGAAGGCGAUGUUAGAUGUGGACUCAGCUUUAGCUCUGGAUCCCACCUGUCUUGAGGCUCUUUACCAAAAGGCGGAAUUGCAAUUCUCAGAACGGAACUAUGAGUCGGCGCUUGUGUACUAUGGUAAAGGAUAUAGACAGAGACCGGACCUACGCAAGUUCCAGGAGGGAGUCGACAAAUCCUCGGAAGCCCUUAACAGCGGUACUUCCGGUCGACGAAGGAAUAUAACACAAGCUGGUGAUUUGUCUAUGCUCCUGAACAACUCCAAGAACCGCAAGGAUCCUAUCAGAAGACGGAACAACAUAACAAAGCUCUCCCCGAUUGCUAACUCAUCUGAGAGAGAUGCACCAACACCCACCUUCCCUCAGAGACAACAAAACCCAUUGGUCCGCAUGGAACAGGGGCGUGGCUCCAACGAACAUUUAAACCAACCCUCGCCAACACCUCCCAAGGUCACGGAUGACCAGGAUGUAACAGAGAAACGGAUAAAGGAGGUGCUGGGGAAGAUGUACAGCGAUAAAAAGUACCUAGAGAAACUCAUGGAGCAGGCAGACGUACCUCGUGGAAGUGUAGACCUUACCAACAUGGCGGAGACGGGUUUAAACUUCCUGUAUGACCGUGUGUUGUACUGGGUACGCCAGGGACGGAUUAUCCCCCCUGAAGCUCCCGGCACACGACCUUCUACUUUAAAAUCCACGAGCAAUGCCAGCACUGUUAAGGCGAAGUCGACAAAGAUACACAAGGAUGGUAAAGAAACCAAAGAAAAAGAUCCCAUGCCACCAGGAUCUUGGUUCAGGUAUCUUGACAAGAAAAAGGCCGCUGAGGCCAACUCUCGCAAAGCCAACCCGCCCCAGUUCGUUCAUGUCCUUGAAGGACAGAAAGUACAGUUGAAGGACACAUUGGACCCACAACGUUCCCAGCGACCCAUCAUACGGAGACCCAGACAGGAAAAUAACCUGAAGGUCAAGCGCGGGCGAAACAACACACUCAAGGAUAACCUGAGUCAACAUCACACGUCAUCUGACUCCGACUCCGGACUCAACAUCAGCUUUAGCACCUAUAAAGGUCACAGCGAAAUUGACCUUAAAUCGAACGGAAGCGCACGACGUAGGAGUCAGGAUGUUACAGAGGAAACUAUGACUCCGACAAAUACCCUCAAACUCCCUUAUGUUAAUACGGACAUGUCAAAAUACAAUCGGGGUCGACGUCGCAUCAGAAGAGAACCAAUCAUUUCGUAUAUCAAUAAAGUCAUGGAGGAUGUCGAAUUCGCCUACGUAGAAGGAAAAUAUUCCGAAUGCGCCAGGAAAGCCGAAUCUUGUUUGAACACUAUGAACAGCUACAAUAUGGAGGAAAUUCCGAACGUAAUGUCUCUCACUGCCAAGCUUUACUCCUACAUAGGAAACGCCGCCAUCGAAAUGAGGGAUUACGUCACUGGUCUCGAAUACCACAAGCGAGAUCUCGACAUCGGCGAACGGAAUAACGAUUCUGAGGCCAUAUCACGUGCUCUAGGAAAUCUCGGGAGAAUUUACGUGUUCCAAAGCAAGCACCAGAAGGCUCUAGAUGUAUUUUCCAGGAAGAUACAGCUUUGUACAACCCGUGUUGAGUCCGCAUGGUUGUACCACGAGCUCGGGAACUGUUUCCUGGUACUUGGCCAGUACGAGUACGCCCGAGAGGCGGCGCGUCGUUCCGUUGAGGCGGCUGAAGAGGCACUCGACUGGAACUACCAGCUUCAGAGUUCAGUUCUCCUAGGGGUCGCUGAAGUUAAGCUGCGUCAGUACCAUGCGGCCUUCAACACUUUCGAAAGAGCGAUGGAUCAGGCUAGAAUGCAAGGAGACAACAAAGCGGAAACUGCUAUCCGAGACGCUUUGAAUGAUGUAAAUGACAAAAUCGUCGAGGAACUCAAAACGAGGUCUAGGUCACAGGCCGACUUAACAAGGUCAAGAGCGGAGUAUGCUAAAUCUCGCACGGAGUGGUCUGACUAUUCUAGUAUCUAUAUUCCAGAAGACGACGGUGACGUGUCAUUGACCGAAACCGGAUAUGACACCGAAAACUUACAACUUGAACUCGAUCGUCUUAGAAGUGACCUUGACACCGCCAUGUUUGGCUCAUUUGCACAAUUACAAGAAAAUGGCAGAAAAUCUGGAGGUCAUGUGUCCUCGGAACUCAAAAAAUCCUUGCAAAAUGUUCAGAUGUCUGGGCGUAACUCUGUCACAAACUCUGUCAUAAGGUGUAGCACAGCCAUGGGAUAAGUGUACAUUACGUCAUCAAAUAAGUGAAGCGUUAUUAUUCGAAGGGAGAUAUUCAUUUUUGAUUUUGCAUUUUUAAGUUUUUGAAAGUUUUGAAGAAAGAAACGCUGCAUUCCAAUAAGAGGUUUAUAACGACAAACAUUUCUUAGAAAUGUGAAAAGACAACGAAAUGGCAGUGAUUGAUAUUACAUUAUGUAUGUAUAAAGAUAUUGAACAUAUUUCUCAUCGGGGAAAGGUGUUGAUGGUCGAUCAGUAAAAAAAUAGUUUACUAUUUAGCUGAUGACUUUUUGUGUAAGAGUGACCUCUAGAGACUUGAUGACGAGGUCAUCAACACCUUCCAAUCUAUGAUUAUCAAAAUACACGGGUCUGAUUGACAAUGUACAUGUACAAACGAUUUAUUGCAAUUAUUAAUGUGCCAGUGUUUUAGUACUUACAGAAAAAUAAGCGCUGUUUUACUUACAUAUCUGACACAAUUUUGACAUGUGAACGCAUUUUUGGUUAUAAAAUCUUCAAUUUUCGUUUCGCAGUUAAGAUUUCCAAAAUAUGGCGUUUAAAAUGUAGAUUUUAUAUGUAAAAGUACCGGAAUUUAGUGUCAACAAAUGUGAGCUUGUGAUGAGAUGACUACUUUGUUUUCGUAUGCAUGGGGAAACUACCAUGUUUAUAAAGUAGUAUCAAAUCACCUGACUAGGCAAACAUCUCUUUGUUUGAUUAAAUGGUUUUCGUUACAAUCAUUUCGAGUUAUUUUCGACUUACUGGUCCAAUUUUAUCAUUAACGUUGUCCAGUGAUGCGUGCACUAUUGUGAACAAUUGUUUCCGGACCUUGACCUUGUAUCUGUCCGGUCAGUCCAAUUAUAAAACAAGUCGAUCGUUUGCUGCAUGUUUUGGCAUUGUCUGUAAUAUGCGGGUAAGCCUGUCUAAGCCGAAGACUUCAGGAUCAAAUCUCAUUCUUCAGAUCAUGCUGAAGUUUACACAUCUUCACAAGUUUACGUAGGGCUGUAGAUUGUGACUGUCUGGUUGCGCAAUUUUCCGGAUUUUGCAACGUUCGGAUUAGACAGGCUACCUUGAACGAGACGCUGACUUAUAACAUGAAAAAGAUUAAGUAACGGUAAUGUUAAAAAAUUGUUCCAAACACGUGCACUUUUUCGCAACGAAAAUUCUUAUAAGGCAAAUAGUAUCACACUCUUGAACAGUAUAAUAUGACCCUCACUGAAUGAGUUCAUGCGCACUCAGUAAUUAUUUUUCUCGUGGCGAUGUUGAUAACCUCCUCUUUUUUACAAAGGAAAAGAGGAGUGGUUUGGCAUGACGUCAUUACUAUCUACGCACGUGAACCGCCUCGAACACUGUCGGUUCGCAGAUUCACAGUAGCCAUAUCAAAAUUACGUCACUUUAAUGUGCAUGUUGGCAAAUUCAAGGUUAUGUUAAAUUCUCUUUCGCUUUUAUUUCGUUUCGUAAUGAUAUACGUCGUCGAGUUGUGUAAUAAUACAUAACCUUGGAUUGCCGAUUUCAUUUCAUUAUUUACAUGUUGUUCUGUUGUUUGACUUUGCUAGCAUCAUUCAGUAGUUUCCGUUGUUUGCCACUGUUUAUAAGACCCUGUACAAUAAAUCUGUUGUUUUCAUAUAAAC